AUGCCAUGCCAUUCGGGUCUGUGGCGUGCAGAAAUGGAUGUUGCCAGGGUGUUUGCAGGGCCCACAUUGUUACAACCAGACGGGCAGAGAGGGGGAUUGAACAUUCAGGAAAGGAGAGGGGUGAGGGGAAGGGCUGGACUGGGAGUUGCAUGUGUUUGGGUGCCUGGUACCGGCAGGAAUCUAAGAUGCCAGUUGCAAGCGGGGCUGAGGAAGCGGGAGCCGGUGGCGCAGAUGAUCGGAGCCUGA
Molecule: messenger RNA, 246 nt
Organism: Auxenochlorella protothecoides
Lineage: Eukaryota; Viridiplantae; Chlorophyta; Trebouxiophyceae; Chlorellales; Chlorellaceae
Exons: 1
Coding region: 1-246 (81 amino acids)
Source: RefSeq, a predicted model, not a curated record